Anthonomus grandis grandis is the source of this 779-nucleotide messenger RNA. Its product is annotated as heat shock protein 27-like. The transcript has a single exon. The record is from RefSeq and is a predicted model, not a curated record. Lineage: Eukaryota; Metazoa; Arthropoda; Insecta; Coleoptera; Curculionidae. Bases 76 to 591 code for a protein of 171 amino acids. Gene Ontology annotation, biological process: protein refolding; response to heat. Gene Ontology annotation, molecular function: protein folding chaperone.
GCUUCAGACUUUACUUCGCAAGCUGAAAGUAAUAUAAGCGAAAGUGGUAACAAAUAAUACUCUUAAAGCGACAAAAUGGCUCUAGUUCCAAUGAUGUUAGACGAUUUAUUCGAUGUCGUGCCUCAUAGGAAUUGGCUGUUGAAUACUGAUAAUAUGUUGCAGCCCUUUAGAAGGGUGUUAAGUGAGUUGCAACCUUUGGAACAGGACGCAUCUAUCACUAUGGAUAAGGACAAAUUCUUAGCUAACAUCGAUGUUCAACAGUUCAAACCAGAUGAAAUUAGUGUGCGACUGGAAGAUAAUAAUACAGUGGUAGUCGAAGGCAAACACGAAGAGAAGCCCGACGAACAUGGUUUUAUAUCCAGGCACUUUGUGAGAAAGUAUGUGCUGCCCGAAGGCUGUGACGUCAAGAAUAUACAGUCCAAACUAUCCAGUGAUGGAGUCCUGAGUAUUACUGCGCCGAAAAAGCCAGAGGGUAAGAAGAUUGAGAGUAAACAGAUUCCGAUUUCGCUGACGGGACCGAUUAAAAAAAUCCAGAAGAAGAUUAGCAGAAAAAAUCCCAAAGAGAAGAAAUUAUCAAUUGGAAAGGCGUAAAGAGGAGACGGGUCUCGUAUUAAUAAUUAUUAUGUAGUUUUUUAAUAAGCAUUUUUGUAAACUUGUUAUAAAGUUACACAUAUAUGUAUAUUAGAAUUAUGUAUUUAUUAUUUAUUUAAUCUUAUGAUAUAUCCAGUGUUCAUUUGUUAAGAAUGCAUAUUUAUUAAAUUACUUUUUAUUAUUGUAAA